Xiphophorus maculatus (southern platyfish) is the source of this 2071-nucleotide messenger RNA. It is a transcript of the gene zic5, whose product is annotated as Zic family member 5. Gene Ontology annotation, cellular component: nucleus. Gene Ontology annotation, molecular function: DNA-binding transcription factor activity, RNA polymerase II-specific; RNA polymerase II cis-regulatory region sequence-specific DNA binding. The transcript has 2 exons. Gene Ontology annotation, biological process: central nervous system development; regulation of transcription by RNA polymerase II. The coding region runs from base 402 to 1907 and encodes 501 amino acids. NCBI's taxonomy places the organism in Eukaryota, Metazoa, Chordata, Actinopteri, Cyprinodontiformes, Poeciliidae. The record is from RefSeq and is a predicted model, not a curated record.
AGAGAGGGAGAGAGCGGGAGGGAGGGAGGGAGACGCACAAACCAGAUCCGCUCGGUAACUUUGUGAGUACAACUUUUUGGAGUCAACAGCGAUAAAGAGAGUGAGGGGGCGGAACCCUGCUGAGCCCCUGCGCUGAACGACAGCCAAUCGCUUCGUUCUCCUAACUGCCAGUCACCGAAAUCCGUCCAAUACCCGCAGUGCCAUUUCUAAACUGUAUUCCCCACUGUGUCCUCCAACUGUUGUAUGUUCUGCCAAUCGCUUGAGGACAGAGUGGGGAAAGGAGCAAGCAGAGUUAGAAGCCGGACAAAAGAACUUAUAGAACCCUUAUGUACAUGUUUUCCUCAUGUUUUAGAGCGCAAAAGCAGCUGCGGUGAGCGCGGAUGGACUUGUGUGUGUAAGUUAUGGAACCCCCUUUAAGCAAGAGGAACCCGGCGAUAAGAUUAGCGGAUUUGGCAGCAACUCAGCCCCUUCCUCAUCAGAAUAUGACAGGCUUCCCGGGGCUAGGGGGGCAUCACCCUCUCUCCCACCAUGCCCACCUCCACCCUGGGGAGCUGGGCAACGACCCCGGAGUGGCACUCACUCCAUUUGGACCCGAGCACAUGGCACAGACAAAUGCUCUCAAACUUAGCCCGUCUCAGCACAUUCAGAGCCAUCCCGAAGCCCAGACCGCGGCAUCUUUUACUCCCGCUCAGACCACAGUGGGUUUCCCCGUGGCUCACCCCCACUCAGGCUACUCAAGCAGCAGGGACUUCAUCCUCAGGAGAGAACUCUCAGCCUCUGCUAUGCAUGCACUUGGCGACCAGCAUAGUUCCGCCUCCUCCCCUCAUCACCAUGGCAUGUUCAUCUCGCCAACAGGUGCUUACGGGCACGCGGAAAGUGGGGCCCAUUCACUUUUCACUGGACUCCACGAGCAGGCGUCCCCGGGCGCCCACCACCACCAUGCCCUCAACGGGCAGAUGCGCCUGGGUCUACCGGGGGACAUCUACGGCAGGCCGGAGCACUUCGGGCACAGGCCGGAGCACUACGGCGCGUCCUCCCUGCACAGCUACAACUCCAUGAACCUCAACGUCAACAUCGCCGCCGCCGCAGCCGCUCCUCACGGAGCCGCGGGGGCGUUUCUGAGAUACAUGCGGCAGCCCAUCAAGCAGGAGCUCAUCUGCAAGUGGAUCGACCAGGAGCAGAGCCAGAAGAAGCCCUGCUCGAAGACCUACAGCACCAUGCACGAGCUGGUCAACCACGUCACGGUGGAGCACGUCGGCGGACCCGAGCAGAGCACGCACGUCUGCUUCUGGGAGGAAUGUCCGCGGGAGGGGAAGGCUUUCAAGGCGAAGUACAAACUGAUCAACCACAUCCGAGUUCACACCGGGGAGAAGCCGUUUCCUUGUCCGUUCCCAGGAUGCGGGAAGGUGUUCGCCAGGUCGGAGAACCUCAAGAUCCACAAGAGAACGCACACAGGAGAGAAACCCUUCAAGUGCGAGUUUGACGGCUGCGAUAGAAAGUUCGCCAACAGCAGCGACCGCAAGAAGCACUCUCACGUCCACACGAGUGACAAGCCCUACUACUGCAAGGUGCGGGGCUGCGACAAGUCCUACACGCACCCGAGCUCCCUGCGGAAGCACAUGAAGGUGCACUGCAAGUCCCCGCCGCCGCCCCCCUCCUCCACCAACGUCGCCUACAUCUCCUCCACGAACACCCUGGUGGCCGACCACAAUCUCUCGCCGGGCUCCGAGGCGCACCGGAACCGCUCGGCGAACCUCUCGCCGCAGGUCACCAACCUGAACGAGUGGUACGUGUGCCAGGGGAGCGGGGGUCCCAACCACCUGCACACGCCGUCCAGCGACGUGCCGACGUCGGAUUCGGAGGACGAGGACACUUUCAGGGGCUCAGACCCAAGGACGAUGCUCUGAUUGCCUGUUUACAAGCCGGACCAGACUAUAAUCAACUCGGCAUUGAGUUGACCCCUUUAUAAGUACUGGCCACCGACAAAUGCAGCUCAACGUUGAAACAGUACAGACUGUAGAUGCAAUGCAGGUUGCCAGAAAGAGAGAGAGGAUGACCCCCCCUGACUAUA